AUGAAGGAUCUUGCGCGCCCUGACUCGUUCGGCCGCUAUGGCCAGUUCGGCGGCAAGUACGUUCCAGAGACCCUCAUGGCCGCUUUGGAUAAUCUCGAGAAGGUUUACAACGAGACAGUCCAGGAUCCCGCAUUUCAGGCGGAGUUCCAGUCGAUCCUCAAGGACUACGUGGGUCGCGAGUCGCCGCUUUACUUCGCGGAGCGCCUCACGGAGCACUACUCGCGCCCCGACCCCGCGGACCCCUCGCGCCGCGUCGGCCCGCACGUGUACCUGAAGCGGGAGGAUCUGAACCACACGGGCGCGCACAAGAUCAACAACGCCAUUGGCCAGGUGCUCCUGGCGAAGCGCAUCGGCAAGAAGCGCAUCAUCGCGGAGACGGGUGCGGGGCAGCACGGCGUGGCGACGGCGACGGUGUGCGCGCGCUUCGGGCUGAACUGUAUCGUGUACAUGGGCGCGGAGGACAUGAGGCGGCAGGCGCUCAACGUGUUCCGCAUGCGCCUGCUGGGCGCAGAGGUGCGCGCCGUGCACAGUGGCACGCGCACGCUCAAGGACGCCACGUCAGAGGCGAUCCGCGACUGGGUGACCAACGUGGACACCACCCACUACAUCCUCGGCUCUGCUGCCGGCCCCCACCCCUACCCCAUGAUCGUCCGCGACUUCCAGUUGUUGCAUGCAGCCCUAUGGUUCUUUUCCUUCAUUGCACUCAUAAUCACGUCCCCCCCCUCCUCCCUCCUAACCCCACCCACUCCACGCCUCUCCUCCUUCCGCCCUCUCAAAAUUUCCUUACUUCCUGCCCGUCUGGCCAUCAUCGCCAGGGAAGCCAAGAAGCAAUCCUUUGAGAAAUUCGGUCAGCUGCCCGAUGUGCUGGUGGCGUGCGUAGGAGGAGGGUCGAACGCCAUGGGGCUGUUCCACGAGUUCGUGGAGGACGAGGGCGUGCACAUGGCCAUCAUCGGUCGCGAGGCCAAGAAGCAGUCGUUUGAGAAAUUCGGCCGCCUGCCUGAUGUGCUGGUGGCAUGCGCAGGAGGAGGGUCGAACGCCAUGGGGCUGUUCCACGAGUUCGUGGAGGACGAGGGCGUGCGCAUGGCCAUUAUUGGUCGGGAGGCGAAGAAGCAAUCCUUUGAGAAGUUUGGCCGCCUGCCGGACGUGCUGGUGGCGUGUGUAGGAGGAGGGUCGAACGCCAUGGGGCUGUUCCACGAGUUCGUGGAGGACGAGGGCGUGCGCAUGGCCAUCAUCGGUCGCGAGGCCAAGAAGCAGUCAUUUGAGAAAUUCGGCCGCCUGCCCGAUGUGCUGGUGGCGUGCGUAGGAGGAGGGUCGAACGCCAUGGGGCUGUUCCACGAGUUCGUGGAGGACGAGGGCGUGCGCAUGGUGGGCGUGGAGGCGGCGGGGCACGGUGUGCACACAGACAAGCAUGCGGCGACUCUGACGGCCGGGGAGGUGGGCGUGCUGCACGGCGCCAUGAGCUACCUGCUGCAGGACAGCGAUGGGCAGAUCAUUGAACCCCACAGCAUCAGCGCCGGAGGAGGAGGGGGAGGUGGGCGUGCUGCACGGCGCCAUGAGCUACCUGCUGCAGGACGCUGGUGGGCAGAUCAUGGAGCCGCACAGCAUCAGCGCGGGGUGAGUAACGUGGUAACUGGGACUGACUGGGGAUGGGGAUGGAAUUCGUGCUCGCAUGUGCUGCAUGGUGCCAUGAGCCACCUGCUGCAGGACGCUGGUGGGCAGAUCAUUGAACCCCACAGCAUCAGCACCGGCCUUGACUACCCCGGGGUGGGCCCGGAGCACAGCUUCCUCAAGGACAUUGGGCGGGCGGAGUACUUCAGUGUGACUGACGACGAGGCCCUGCAAGCAUUCAAGCGUGUGUCGCGGUUGGAAGGCAUCAUCCCGGCUCUGGAGACGUCCCAUGCGUUGGCAUACCUGGAGUACCUCUGCCCUCAGCUGGCCGAUGGCACCAAGGACAACGGCAUCAAGCGGCUGAAGCUGUUCGGAGCUGACGUGGACAUCCUGCGCGCGCUCGUGGGCACGGACAUCGAGGUGGCGGUGAUGCUGCAGAACGAGUACCUCAACCUCGUCGCCGGCUCGCAGAAGGAGGCGGCCAAGUGGCUCAGCAACAACGUCUCUCCCUUCGUCUUUCCCAAGGGGGCCAACAUCAGGGAGAUAGCAGUGGGGAACGAGCCGUUCCUUCAGGGCUAUCAGGGCAUGUACGAGUCAGCAGUGGUGCCGGCGAUGCGAAACAUGUACAGUGCGCUACAGGACGCCAAACUAGACGACAAAAUCAAGCUGACCGUGCCUCUUAACGCGGAUAUUCUCGGGAGCUCCUACCCGCCGUCCUCGGGCGAGGUUCGAGGGGAUAUUUUGGAGGAUAUCACCGCGAUUGCAGAUAUUUUGAAGCAGUCAGGUGGAACGUUCUCGAUAAAUAUCUACCCGUUCCUGACGCUGCAUCAGGACACGACGGGGGCGAUCGGGCUGAACCAGGUUUUUUUGGGGCAGCCUGGCGGGCAGGCGUGGCAAUUCAAGGACCCGAAGAGCGGGCUGAAAUACGACAACAUUUUCGACGGGGCGUUUGAUGCUGUGGUGGCUGCUCUGGAGAAGAUCGGUUAUGGCGAUAUCAUUGCGGGAUCUUUGUGGUCGUUUGAUGCUGUGAUGGCCACUCCGGAUAAGAUCAGAUGUGUUGAUGUGAGUGCCCCUCUCACUAUCCACUCCACCCUCAUUCACCACACUUUCACACCCCCACUCCCCCCCACCUUCCCUCCCCACACCCCCCAACCCCCCCUCCGCACCCCCCGUCCCUCCCACUUCUCCUUCUCUCUGCAGCUGCCGAUCGAGAUUGGCGAGAUCGGGUGGCCAUCCGACGGCCAGGGUGACAUGAGGGGCUACGCCACAGUGGACAACGCAUAUCGCUUCAACCAGGCAAUCCUAGCCCACAUGUUGUCAGGAAGAGGCACACCCGCCCGCCCGAAUCAAAUCCUGAGUGGAUACCUUUUCGCGCUUUCAGACGAAGACCGGAAGAUUACUCUAGCCGGCCCGUUCGAGAGGCAUUGGGGAAUUUUCCGCGCGGACGGGACCCCGAAAUACCCGUUGGAUUUGACGGGCGGCGGGAAGAAUGUCACUCUGAAAAGCGCAACAGGAAUUGUGCUGUACCCCGGGCGGUGGUGUGUGGCCAAGGAGGAUGCGGACCCGCAGAAAUUGGCCGAAGCAGUGACGUACGCGUGUGGGGAUACGAAGCCUUCGGAUUGCACACCUGCACAGUCAUUAUUCAAGCUGGGGAAGAAGCUUGGCCAGGGCCAGUUCGGCGUAACGUUUCUCUGCACGGAGAAAGCCACGGGGAAGGAGUACGCGUGCAAGACCAUCGCAAAGAAGAAGCUUAUAUCGAGGGAGGACGUGGAGGACGUGAAACGCGAGGUGGCGAUCAUGCAUCACCUGUCGGGCCAUAACAACAUUGUGUGCAUCAAGGGAGCUUACGAGGAUCACGCGAAUGUACACAUUGUCAUGGAGCUCUGCACGGGAGGCGAGCUGUUCGAGCGCAUUAUUAAAAAGGGCCACUACAGUGAGCGGCAGGCGGCGGAGCUAACGCGGACGAUCGCGAAGGUGAUAGAGGCGUGCCACUCGCUGGGCGUGAUCCACCGCGACCUCAAGCCGGAGAACUUCCUCUUUGCCAACAAGUCCGAGACCGCCGACCUCAAGGCGACCGACUUCGGCCUCUCCUACUUUUUCAAGCCAGGCGAGUACCUGUCGGACGUGGUGGGCAGCCCGUACUACGUGGCGCCGGAGGUGCUGCGGCGGAGGUACAAUGAGAAGGCGGACGUGUGGAGCAUGGGCGUUAUCAUCUACAUCCUGCUCUCCGGCGUGCCACCCUUCUGGGCAGAGACGGAGCAGGGCAUAUUCGAGGCGGUGCUGCGGGGCGAGCUGGACUUUGAGUCGGACCCGUGGCCGUCUAUCAGUGAGGACUCCAAGGACCUCAUCCGCCACAUGUGCUGCCUCGACCCCAAGAAGCGCUACUCCGCUUAUGACGUGCUCUGCCAUCCGUGGGUGGCCAAGGAUGGCGUCGCACCCGACAAGCCUCUGGGCUCAGCCGUGCUGUCCCGCCUGAAGCAGUUCACGGCGAUGAACAAGCUCAAGAAGAUGGCGCUGCGCGUGAUCGCAGAGAGCAUGUCGGAGGAGGAGAUCUCGGGGCUGAAGGAGACGUUCAAGAUGAUGGACACCGAUGGCAGCGGCACCAUCACGUAUGAGGAGCUGCGUGCCGGGCUCAAGAGGAUCGGGUCUACGCUCAAUGACAUGGAGAUUAAGGAGCUCAUGGAUGCGGCUGACAUUGACGGCAAUGGCACCAUUGACUACGGCGAGUUCCUGGCGGCCACGGUGCAGCUGAACAAGAUAGAGCGCGAGGAGACGCUGUUUGCUGCCUUCUCCUACUUUGACAAGGACUCUUCGGGCUUCAUUUCCACUGAUGAGCUGCAGGACGCGUGCCGUGAGUACGGCGUCGACGAGGAGUGCAUCGUUGAGACCAUGCGCGACGUUGACACUAACAAUGAUGGCAUCAUUGACUAUAACGAGUUUGUUGCCAUGAUGAGGCAAGGGAACGGAGGGAUUGGCAGGAAGAGUUUGGGCGGCAGCUGGACCAGUGGCAAUCUCUUCCGGGACCUCGUGUCGGCCGGCCAAAAGGCCGGCCCCAACUCACCCUUGGCUUCAGUACAACCCUGA
Closterium sp. NIES-65 is the source of this 4692-nucleotide messenger RNA. NCBI's taxonomy places the organism in Eukaryota, Viridiplantae, Streptophyta, Zygnematophyceae, Desmidiales, Closteriaceae. The record is from the annotation of a GenBank genome assembly.